Molecule: messenger RNA, 516 nt
Organism: Aspergillus tubingensis
Lineage: Eukaryota; Fungi; Ascomycota; Eurotiomycetes; Eurotiales; Aspergillaceae
Product: DASH complex subunit DAD3 family protein
Exons: 2
Coding region: 1-516 (171 amino acids)
Biological process (GO): attachment of spindle microtubules to kinetochore
Cellular component (GO): mitotic spindle; DASH complex
Source: RefSeq, a predicted model, not a curated record
AUGUCCUCCCCACCCGACUCCCACUCCCACACCCCCCUCCACGACCAAGACCACGACCAAGACCCCUCCCCCUCCUCCGCGCCAGACUCAACCCCCAACAACCCUCUCCUCCGCACCACCAACCCUCUCGUCAGCUCCCUGGAACAAGAAGUCCUAGAUGAGUAUACGCGGUUAUUAGGGAAUGUGAAUAAGCUAUCAACCAAACUCUCCACACUCGCCGAAUCCCCCACGACCCUCACACUGGACGGCCUCCGCGGCCUGGAACGUCAAACCGCCACCGUCUGUACCCUGCUCAAGGCGAGUGUGUAUAGCAUUGUUCUCCAACAGCAGAUUUUUAAUGAGAGUGAGGAGCAACAACAACAGCAGCAGAUGCAGAUGCAGCAGGAGAUGGAGGGGAUGGAGGGAGAUGGGUAUUCGGGGAUGAUGGGGCAGGGGGGUGAAGGAGGGGAGUAUGGGUAUGGGGAUGGGGGGUAUGGAGGGUAUGGGGUUGAGGGGGAGAGUUUUGGGAGGUAUUAA